GGGAUUUUCCCCCACUAUAGCUGUUAAGCUUGCGUCACACAGGACGCUGCUCGGCUGCUUGUUGCCGCUAGUCAACAAGUGACUGCGGAGGUUAUAUCACAGAACAGAACACGCGGGAAUACGUUUUGCAAUGGCAACUCUUGACUUUUAUGGUGAGACAGGGAGUCCACCCUGCAGAACAGUUAAGAUGGUAGCUGCUGCCAUUGGUGUGAAACUUAACAGCAAGUUUGUAGACCUUGAUGCUAAAGAACAUCUGAAGCCUGAGUUUCUGAAAAUGAAUCCCCAACAUACGAUUCCUACAAUAGAUGAUAAUGGUUUUUAUCUUUGGGAGAGCCGUGCUAUAGCUGCUUACUUAGUGGACCAGUAUGCCAAAGAUGAUUCUCUGUAUCCCAAGGAUGCUAAGAAGAGAGCUCUUGUGAAUCAGAGGCUUUUCUUCGAUCUUUCAACACUUUAUGGUGCCUUUGCUGAUUAUUAUUACCCAGUAUUGUUUUAUGGAGCACCAAAGUUUGAUCCAGAAAAGUUUAAGAAAAUAGAACAAGCCUAUGAUUUCCUAAAUACUUUCCUCGAAGGAAAGGAAUGGGUGGCUGGAACAUCUAUGACUAUUGCUGAUUAUUCCAUGGUAUCUUCAGUUGGCGCAGCAGAAGCUGUUGGUUUUGACUACAAGAAAUAUUCUAAUGUUCUUGCUUGGUUUGAAAGAGCAAAGAAGGCAAUAAAGUCAUAUGAUGAGAUUUAUCAUCCAGAUGCCAUGGUGUUUAAGAAGUGGUAUGAUGACGCAGGUGCUGGUGAUAAAAAAUAGUCCUAUGUAUUUCAAAUAGUCCUAGCUAUUUUGUCUUCAGACUGUCUCAUAGGACUUCCUCUUUGUAUUAGAAAAAAAGUUUAAUAUGUACAAAUAAAUCAGUUAAUUCAAACUGUGCAUGAUAACAUUUCUCAAAAUACUUGAAAUUUAUUCUGAAUGUAUAUCCAGUAAACUAAAUGAUCUGCUAUUUUUGACUGAAAUAUUUUCCAUUAGCACUUAUAUGCACAAGAAAAAAGUACAUGGUUUACGACCAGUGGUUCAACUUCGCGAGGUAAUUUAAUGAUGCAAAAUGAUAUUUUGGAAGAGUCAUUGAGAUUUUAUUAUUACUAUUUCUACAAUUAUGUGAACUGUCACAGUAACAGGUUAUAAUUUUCAUUGUAUGAAAUUAUAUACCUCAUGUGUAAAUUGAAGCUGGAUGGGGGGGGAAAGGAAAGGGCAGGGACUGUUGUUGACAGCUGCAUCAGGACUCUUCACGGAACCAGUGGCAAUGAGUGAAAAUGUGUUUCGGACUGCAAUUCGAACCUGGGAUCUCAUGCUUACUGGCCAGUUGUGUUAACCACUGCACCACCCGGACACAGUAUUUAUGGCAACUUCAUGGACUAGCUCAGUAUGCUUCUCGGCAGACGGGCAUUUCUACCUGGUGCCACCUGUCCAUAGUCCAUGUCCAUGUCCUCAGUGCUCACUACUUUGAGAUUCCUGCAGGAGGUCAGAUAUAAUCAUUCAUCUGCACUGAAGGAGGUGGAUUUGUUGCCCAUCGAGGCGAAUCAGUUAUAUGAAUGCAUGCUGUCUGUUCUUUUUGAAAUGUCCAAAAGAACAGACACCACACAUUCGUAAAAUUAUACGUCUCAUUAUUUGAAGUGUGUCAUUGAAAUUAUUACCAUUUUAGCCAUUGAAUUAAUUUUAAUUGCAUAUGAUUAUUUCUGUCAAGUGUAGCACUAAAUAGAA
Molecule: messenger RNA, 1741 nt
Organism: Schistocerca cancellata (South American locust)
Lineage: Eukaryota; Metazoa; Arthropoda; Insecta; Orthoptera; Acrididae
Product: glutathione S-transferase 1-1-like
Exons: 5
Coding region: 131-796 (221 amino acids)
Biological process (GO): glutathione metabolic process
Molecular function (GO): glutathione transferase activity
Source: RefSeq, a predicted model, not a curated record